AUGACAGCAAGCAGCGACAGCAAAAAGAAGUCCGCCCACCGAGUUCGCCCGCACAAGAUCGUGCAGGCGGGCCGGGUCGUCCGCGCCGAACGCGAAGAGUUCAUUCCGCUCCGCAAGCCCGAGUUGGUUGCCAUGCUGAUGCGCGACCUGGGCGAAGGCAACACGUCGGCCGACGCAUUUCGCGAACUCUGCCGCAUGAUCGAAGCCACGCUGCACUUCGAGUACCACUCGGUGCUGGAACAACUGAAAGACCUGUAUUCGCCGUUCGACCCCGAUCGCGAUACCGACCCGGGUGAAGUGAACCAGCCACGCAACGACAUGCAAUACGACGAUCAAGCCGGACAGCUCUUCGACAAAUUUGCCUGGCUGAUGGAACGGGCCAACUUUCGCCGCCUGUCCCGGGCCGAUGUCGAGCAGGUGCUGGGUGUCGCCUCGGAAUGGGGCGUCAACGUCGACUUCGAUUUCGAGGUGCUCGAUCGCCUGGAAGUUUUCGCCCGCGGUAGUGUCACUUCGGCCCGCACCGUGCGCCGUUGGAAGAACCUCCGCCGCGAGGUGGAAAUCGAGAUCCCCACGUUCCAACGGCUGGUCGUCGCCUUCCGGGUUCGUCAGCACAAACGCUUACGGUUCUUUGUGAACCCCAACGCGAUUUACAUCAAGCUGUUCAAGAACAUCCCACACGCAGAUUUAGAAAUGCUUCUGCCCGGCUCGCGUCCCACGAUGAAAUGGGGCGACCGUGGAAAGAUCGUCCUGCCGAUUGUCUCCGGUGUGGGUGUCACCGCAUCGAAGAUCGCCAAGCUCGUCAUGCUCGGUCUACAGGGCCCCAUCGGCAUCGCCGCCUUAGGCGCCGGGGCCGUGGGUUACGGGAUGCGCUCGGUCUACGGCUAUCACAAGACAUUGCAACAAUAUCAGCUCCAACUCUCGCAAAGCCUGUACUUCCAAAGUUUGGGCCACAAUGGCGGAGUGAUGUCGUACGUGCUCGACGAGGCCGAAGACCAGGAAUUCCGAGAAGCCGUGCUCGCCUACUACUUCCUGUGGCAACAUGCCCCGGAAGCAGGCUGGACACUGGCCGAACUGGAUCAGCGAGUGGAAGCGUUCCUCGAACAACAGAUGGGGCGCCCCAUCGAUUUCGAGGCCGACGAUGCGCUGCAGAAACUCGUCCGUAUGCAGCUAGUCGAGACCUUGCCCGACGGGAAACUCCGCGCCCUUCCAUUGCAGUCGGCACUAGUCACGCUCGACCGCACCUGGGACUCCUGGUUCGACUACCACAAGCCGGCCACGGCCAUAUCACCCGAAGCCGCAACGCCACGGGAAGGCGUUCCAUACAGAGCGCGCUCGAUCGUCACUUCAUCCGUGGGCGAUUCUCCGCCCUUCGCGCAUCGUCGCCCAAUUGAGGAUAUAAUCCGCGCUUGGGGUGUUUCUCUACCAAUCAAGCAAGCGAAUCCUCUGGGAGUUGGUGCGAUGCGACGACGAGAUUUUCUAGCAACCACGGCAGCUGCCGGGCUGGCGCACACUCUUCUGCCGUCGGGAGCUGUCGCUGCCGAACAUGAACACAAAGCCGCCUGUGGUCCUGGCUUCGCCAAUCCCGCGGAAGCCAUGAAGGCUCCCCGCGAGAAGUUGCUCUACACCAUGGCCCUCUAUGUCGGCACGCCGGUCGAUAAGCCCGACUACCUGGCCACCAUCGAUGUCGAUCCCGAAUCGCCGACCUACAGCCAAGUGAUCGACCGCCUGCCGAUGCCCAAUGUGGGCGACGAGCUGCACCACUUCGGCUGGAACACCUGCAGUAGCUGCAACGCUCAUGAAGGCCACUCGCGCGACUACCUCGUCGUGCCAGGCCUGGGGUCGAGCCGCAUUCACAUCAUCGAUGCCAAAGACGAACGCAAUCUGAAGAUCCAUAAAGUGAUCGAGCCGGAAGAGAUCGCCGAAAAGACCAACCUCUCGGCCCCGCACACGGUGCACUGCCUCCCCAGCGGCGACAUCAUGAUCUCGAUGCUCGGCGAUGCCCAAGGCAACGGGCCCGGCGGCUUCUUGCUGUUGGACAGCAACUUCGACGUCGCCGGCCACUGGGAGCAGUCGGCCGAAGGCAUGCGUUACAACUACGACUUCUGGUACCAGCCACGCAAGAACGUGAUGAUUAGCAGCGAGUGGGGCGCCCCCAAAACCUUCACUCCCGGUUUCGAUCUCAAGGACGUAGAGGCAGACAAAUACGGUCAUCAGCUCCAUUUCUGGAAUUGGUCGCAACGGGAGAUCGAACAGUCGAUCGACCUCGGCGCCGAGGGCUUAAUCCCCUUGGAAGUCCGUUUCAUGCACAACCCAGACAGCGAGCACGCGUUCGUGGGCGCCGCGCUGUCGAGCACCAUGUGGCACUGUCACCGCAAGGAUGGAAAGUGGCAAGCCGACAAGGUGAUCUCCGUCCCCUCGGUCGAACUCGAAGGCUGGCCAUUCCCAGUCCCCGGGCUGAUCACCGACUUGUUGAUUUCGAUGGACGAUCGUUUCCUCUACUUCUCCGACUGGCUGCACGGCGAUGUACGGCAAUACGACAUCACCGACCCGGCCCAUCCUAAGCUCACCGGCCAAGUGUGGACCGGCGGACUUCUCGGCAAGGGCGAAACAAUCGACGGCAAGCACCUCGGCGGCGGCCCGCAGAUGAUUCAGCUCAGCCUCGACGGCAAGCGACUCUACGUGACCAACUCGCUGCUGAGCAGUUGGGAUAACCAGUUCUAUCCUGAGAUGGCCAAGAAUGGUUCAACGCUGGUGCAAAUCGACUGCGAUACCAAGAACGGCGGGAUAAAGCUCAACAAAGAUUUCCUAGUCGACUUCGGCAAAGAACCCGGCGGCCCCGCUCGCGCCCACGAGGUACGAUCGAACCUCAUGAUCGUCGUCACCAAUCGCAUUCCCGUGGCAAAAGGGCACGAGAUCGACUUCGAAGACCGCUUUCGCAAUCGCGUGCAUUUAGUCGACAAAUCGCCCGGCUUCAUUCGCAACGAAGUCCACCGCCCCUGUCCUAUGCGUUUCGAUCACGAAACGGGCGAGUUCGUACCCGACGAAGAGAACGAAGGCUAUUACGAAGUGAAAACCUGGUGGCGUUCGAUGGAAGACUUCGUGGCCUGGACCCGAAGUGAAGCCUUCGCAGAAGCCCAUGCCAAUCGCCCGCCCAAGGAAAUGUUCCGAGGUCCCAGUUCGCUGGACGUGCACGAAGUGUUCCUCUCCACCGACGAAGGCGCCGCUGGUGAUCAACCGAACGUGCUGAUCGUCAUCGCCGACGAUUGCACGUUCAGCGACCUGCCGAUCCACGGUGGAACCAACGUUGUCACACCGAACGUAGAUCGGCUGGCGAAGGAGGGGCUGCAGUUCACGCAUGCCUACGUGUCGAUGGCCAUGUGCCUGCCGUGCCGCACCGAGAUGUAUACCGGCCUAUACCCGAACCGUAGCGGCGCCAGUUGGAAUCACGCGGCCGCCCGUCCCGGCACGAAGAGCAUCUGCCAUUACCUGGGCGACUUAGGCUACCGCGUGGGUCUCACCGGAAAAUAUCACGUGUCCCCGGCCGAAAGUUUCCCCUUCGAGAAAGUGCCCGGCUUCGAACGCGGCUGUGUCAAACCGACGGCCGAUCACGACACGGGAGGCAUCCGCCGCUUCAUGUCGCAAGCCGGAGGCGAACCGUUUUGCCUAGUCGUCGGGCUGGUCACCCCGCACGUGCCCUGGUCGGUGGGCGACCCUGAGCACUUCGACCCCGCAACACUCGAAUUACCGCCGAACAUUGCCGACACCGAACAAACCCGGCAAGACUUCGCCAAGUACCUGGCCGAGAUCGAAGUAAUGGACCAGCAAUUGGGCGAUGUGCUGGAUGCCCUCGAAGCCUCCGGCAAGGCCGACAACACGCUGUUGAUCUUCACCUCAGAGCAGGGGGCCCAAUUUCCCGGCUGCAAAUGGACCAACUGGGAACAGGGUAUUCACACCGCCUUCGUGGUUCGAUGGCCCGAACAUGUAACUCCAGGCACGCAAACCGACAGACUGGUUCAAUACGCCGACGUACUGCCAACCCUCAUCGAAGCCGCCAGCGGCGAGGUUCUUUCGGAGCAAUUCGAUGGCCAGAGCUUCCUGGGCACUCUCGCCGGCGAAGACACUCAGGGCCGACCGUACUGCUACGCCAUGCACAACAACGUGCCUGAGGGGCCGCCCUAUCCAAUCCGCUCAGUCCGCGAUCGGCACUUCCAUUACAUCCGCAAUCUGACGCCGGAGGCCACCUACAUCGAGCGGCACGUGAUGGGCCUCGCCGAUCAUACGCCCUACUGGCCCACCUGGAUGUACACUUCGCCUGUUAACGACCACACCUAUGCGUUGGUCCAACGCUACAUGCGUCGUCCGGCAGAACAGCUCUAUCACACCAGCGAUGACCCGUACGAACUGACCAACUUGGCCGACGACCCUGCCUACGCCGAAGUCAAAGCCCGACUGUCCGCAGAACUCGACCGCUGGAUGGCUGAGCAGACAGACCCGGGAGUGGAGCUAGACACCCGCGAAGCAUGGAAUGCCCGCCGAACCGCCGCCGGUUUGAAAGAAAAGAACGACUAG
This is a messenger RNA of Cladocopium goreaui, 4569 nucleotides long. The record is from the annotation of a GenBank genome assembly. NCBI's taxonomy places the organism in Eukaryota, Dinophyceae, Suessiales, Symbiodiniaceae.